AUGGCAGCCGAAUCAAACAGCCAGACGCCAUCAGCAUCAGAAGACUUUUACGAUGUCCCGGCAGACUACAAGCCCUAUGUGCCCGUCGCAAAACGGAGGGCACAAAUGCUCGAAAAGCUUGGAUCAACACGCCAGUCCAAGAAGAUCAAGACGGCAGAAGAGGAGGAGCGAGAGAAGAAGGACGCACAAAAGGAGUUAGAGGAUGCGGAAGAGAAGAGGAAGGAGACGGCCAGGCGGGAACGCACCUUGUUGCAAGAGGCCCAGGAGGUCAAGCGACAAAAGGAGCUCGAAGAUGCCGGCAAGAAUGCUGCUGAGAAGGAGGCUGAGAAGGAGGCAGAGCUUCUGGCACAGAUGGAGCGCGCUCAGAAGAAGCUCGCCGGUGCACAGGAGCUCGCCUCCGGGACCGUCUACACUGAGAGCAUGAAGACGUCGUGGCGUCCACCGUCGUACAUCCGCAACCUGUCCAGAGAGGAACAGCAGGAGAUCAGGGAUAAGCACGCUAUUAUUAUUGAAGGGGAUGACCUUCCUCCAGCUAUUGGGCACUUUGCGGACAUGAAGCUGCCGAAGCCGCUUCUCAACUAUCUGAAGGCCAAGGGUAUCAAGCAGCCAACGCCUAUCCAGAUCCAAGGCAUCCCUACUGCGUUCUCCGGACGAGACAUGAUUGGCAUCGCGUUCACUGGAUCCGGCAAGACCCUCACCUUUACCCUUCCGGCAAUCAUGCAGUCGCUGGAGAUGGAGGCCAGGGUUCCCUUCGUCCGAGGAGAGGGGCCUGUCGGCCUCAUCAUCUGUCCGUCGCGUGAGCUCGCACGGCAGACGUACGAAGGAUGCGUCGCCAUGUGCAACGCGCUGAAAGAGGGCGGCGAGUACCCCGAGGUCCGCUCUCUGCUCUGCAUUGGCGGCAUCAACAUGGCAGAACAAGCAGACGUCCUCAACCGCGGCGUCCACAUUGUUGUCGCAACACCUGGCCGACUCAUCGACAUGCUCGAGAAGGGCAGGUUGAAUGCCGACAACUGCAAGUACCUGUGCAUGGACGAGGCCGACCGCAUGAUCGACAUGGGAUUCGAGGAGGACGUGCGUAGUAUUAUGUCGCACUUUAAGCACCAGCGCCAGACGCUGCUGUUUUCGGCUACGAUGCCCCGCAAGAUCCAGGACUUUGCGCAGCAGUCACUCAUCAACCCCAUCCUUGUCAAUGUUGGUCGAGCUGGUGCCGCCAACAUGGACGUCAUUCAAGAGGUCGAAUACGUCAAGCAGGAGGCCAAGAUGGUGUAUCUCCUCGAGUGUCUCCAGAAAACGCCUCCCCCGGUCAUCAUUUUCAGCGAUAACAAGAACGAGGUGGACGACAUUCAAGAGUAUCUUCUGCUCAAGGGUGUCGAAGCGGUUGCUAUCCAUGGCAGCAAGAGUCAGGAUGAGCGUGAGUAUGCGAUCCGCUCUUUCAAGACUGGCGCCAAGGACGUCAUGGUGGCGUCUGGCGUUGCGUCCAAGGGACUCGACUUCAACGAGAUCCAACACGUCAUCGUUUACUCCAUGCCCAAGGAGAUUGAAGACUAUGUGCACGAGAUUGGUCGUACCGGUCGCUCGGGCAAGACGGGUAUCGCGACAACCUUUGUCAACAUGAACACGCAAGAGCAGACGCUUUUGGAUCUCAAGUAUUUGCUCAUGGAGGCGAAGCAGAAGAUCCCAGAGUUUCUGCUUUCGAUUGAUGACCCACGCGCUGCUCAAGGCGGUGUGCUGAAGGGCUGUCCUAUCUGUGGCGGUCUGGGUCACGGCCUGUCGGACUGUCCCAAGCUCGAGGAGGAGACUCGUCGUCGGCAGGCUGCCAACAAUCGCUACGACGAUGGAGGAUACUAGAGGGAAUAGAGGGAAUCGUGUGCAUAGGCGCCACGAAGUUGUUGUAUCAACUGUUGUAAACCCAACCAAGCAUGGCAUUGAUUGC
This is a messenger RNA of Vanrija pseudolonga, 1933 nucleotides long. RefSeq names its product DEAD-box ATP-dependent RNA helicase 35 (gene RH35). Gene Ontology annotation, biological process: mRNA splicing, via spliceosome. Lineage: Eukaryota; Fungi; Basidiomycota; Tremellomycetes; Trichosporonales; Trichosporonaceae. The transcript has 5 exons. The record is from RefSeq and is a predicted model, not a curated record. Bases 1 to 1848 code for a protein of 615 amino acids. Gene Ontology annotation, molecular function: RNA helicase activity; ATP binding; RNA binding. Gene Ontology annotation, cellular component: spliceosomal complex.